This is a messenger RNA of Esox lucius (northern pike), 6568 nucleotides long. It is a transcript of the gene scap, whose product is annotated as SREBF chaperone. NCBI's taxonomy places the organism in Eukaryota, Metazoa, Chordata, Actinopteri, Esociformes, Esocidae. The coding region runs from base 506 to 4318 and encodes 1270 amino acids. Gene Ontology annotation, cellular component: endoplasmic reticulum membrane; Golgi membrane. Gene Ontology annotation, molecular function: protein binding; sterol binding. The record is from RefSeq and is a predicted model, not a curated record. The transcript is spliced from 21 exons. Gene Ontology annotation, biological process: SREBP signaling pathway.
UUUGGUUAGGUCUGACUAGGUUGCUUUCCUGGGACUCGGUGGAAUCAGUUUGUUUUGUGAACAGGACUAGUUGGCUUAGAAGGCUUUUCUCUAAGUUAACCUCUCUGUAUAGCAACGCGGUGGUCGCGAAGUGUCAAAUUUAAUCAACAAGUCUGCAUUUUUCUGUCACACUCGAACCUCAUUGGUGGGACUCCUCGUGAGGCGCUGUGGCUAGUUGGCUCGGAUCAUCAUUCUCCGUUGCUUGGGCAUUACACUUAAGUAUUCUCACAUGUAAAAAGUCGUUCAGGGGUUGAGCGUGUAGAGGUGGUAUGGCUUGAACUUAGAGUGGGAUUUUUGUCGCUCACCUGCUUAAUGUAUUAGGGGGUUGUUCAUCCCUUUCACUUCUUCUGUCUUCGUUGAUUAGAGGAAGUAAAGAAAAAGGUCCCUGGAUGCCCAACAGCGCUCCAUCCUCGCCCGUGUACGCACUGUGCCUCCGGAUGGCCGGCAGCUGACCCCACCUCCCAGGAUGACGGUAAGAGAGCGGCUGCGGGAGAAGAUCUCUGCAGCGUUCUAUCGCCACGGGCUGCUGUGCGCCUCCUACCCGGUGCCCAUCAUCCUCUUCACCUCCGCAAGCAUCCUCACCUGCUGUUACCCUCUGCUGCGGCUGCCUCUUCCAGGGACAGGGCCUGUGGAGUUCACCACAAGCAUCCGAGAUUACACCGUCCCUUCCCAUGAGCCCCAGGGAGACCUUGGCGAGCAGCCUGACUGGUAUCGGGGCCCUCCAGUGGCCUACAUCCAGCAGGUCUUGGUGAAGGCUGCUGUUUCUCCCUGGGACAGUACCCUGGUACCUGUGGAUGUGUUCCGCUCUCCGCUGGGUCGUAUCUUCACCCUGCUGGAGGAGAUCCGCAACCAUGUACACAAUGAUGGUUCCGGGGUCCGGAGCUUGGAAGCACUGUGCCUGCAUGUGACAGACCUGUUACCGGGAUUGCGGCGUAUGCAAGCUAUUUUGCCAGAGCACGGUUGUUUGCUGGUCUCCCCUGGAAACUACUGGAAGAACCAGCGGGAGCUCUUUGACUCUGACCCAGACCUGCUAAAGACUGUCCACCAGCACGAACCCAAGGGACUGCACACCUCUGCCACAUUGAGAGACCUGCUAUUUGGCAUCCCAGGGAUACACACAGGGGUGAGUCUGUACAGUAAGAAGAGGGUGGUGACCUACACAAUCACCAUGGCCCUAGGCAGCUAUGACGCCAGCUUCCUGUCCAGCCUGCGGGCACGUCUCCACCAGCUGCACCCCUCGGCGAACUGCAGCCUGCACGAUGACCACAUGGUGCACGUGCACUUCAAGGAGGAGAUUGGCAUUGCUGAACUCAUCCCACUUGUCACCACCUACAUCAUAUUGUUCGCCUACAUCUACUUCUCUACACGUAAGAUUGACAUGGUGAAGUCCAAAUGGGGAUUGGCGCUGGCUGCUGUGGUGACUGUGCUCAGCUCUCUGCUCAUGUCUGUGGGGCUCUGCACCCUGUUCGGCCUGACACCCACGCUCAAUGGAGGGGAGAUCUUCCCUUACCUGGUGGUGGUGAUAGGGCUAGAGAACGUGCUGGUCCUCACGAAGUCUGUGGUGUCCACCCCUGUUGACCUGGAGGUCAAACUACGCAUAGCUCAGGGCCUUAGUAAUGAGAGCUGGUCUAUCAUGAAGAACAUGGCCACAGAGCUGUGCAUCAUCCUAAUAGGAUACUUCACCCUGGUGCCUGCUAUCCAGGAGUUCUGUCUGUUUGCUGUGGUGGGCUUGGUGUCCGACUUCUUCCUUCAGAUGUUUUUCUUCACCACAGUCCUUUCUAUUGACAUCCGGCGCAUGGAGUUGGCCGAUCUGAACCGCCGUCUUCCGGCAGAGGCGGGGAUGCUCCCUCCCAAACCGGGCCCCCUUCGUCCCCGGGAGGUGCCCCCUCCCCCGCGGCCCUCCCCUCACACGAUAACCCUUCAGACGCCAGCCUUCAGGAACCUGCGCCUGCCCAAGCGUCUCCGCGUGGUCUACUUCCUGGCACGCACCCGCCUGGCUCAGCGCGUCAUCAUGGCAGGGACGGUGAUCUGGAUUGGUAUCCUGGUUUACACCGAUCCGGCUGGCCUCCGCACCUACCUGGCUGCCCAGGUGUCUGAACAAAGCCCCCUGGGGGAGGGAGGGGCUGGGGCUUUGCCCCCCCACCUGGGAGUGGCCCCUGUUUUCCCCGUGCAAGGAGGGGACCCCAGCAGCACCCUCAGUGUACUCCCUGCCCCGGCUGAGCCCACCCUCCUCCCAGAGAACCAGUCCCGGGGCCACAGCGGGUCUGCACUCCCCAGGGCUGAACUCCCCCGUCAGGCCCAACCCCCUCCUGGGCCCCAGAUCAGCUGGGGAGCGGAAGACGAGGAGGGCUGGCGGAGGCUGUCCUUCCGCCACUGGCCCUCGCUCUUCAGCUACUAUAACAUUACACUGGCCAAGAGAUACAUCAGCAUUCUGCCAGUCAUCCCGGUCACGCUGUACCUGAGCCCCCAGGAGGCCAUGGACACCCGUCACCCACAGGACACGCGCCAUCCCCCGCCACCCAGGCUCCACAUCUCCGACCCGCCAGCAGACCUGACACUCUACAAGGUAGCUGCUCUGGGCCUGGCUGCCGGGGUUCUGCUGGUGCUGCUGCUUCUCUGUCUGUACCGGGUCCUCUGUCCCCGCAACUACGGCCAGAACGGUGUGGCUCACGGUCGCAGGCGCCGUGGAGAUCUGCCAUGCGACGAGUACGGCUACUCGCCGCCGGUCAGUGAGAUCUCGCCUCUGCUGCUGCGCGGACACAGCAUGGACAUCGAGUGCCUGGCCAGUGACGGCAUGCUGUUGGCCAGUUGUUGUCUGGCGGGGCAGAUCCGUGUGUGGGAUGCUCAGACUGGAGAAUGCCUCACCGUCAUCCCUACACCGGGGCUGCGGCGAAAUAGUAGCAGUGGCUGCUGGGAGCAACGGGAUGGUUGGGAUACGGCGGCUGCGGUCGACCCUGAAAACGGAAAUGGUGGGACCGAACCCGCCGGGGGUGGGGUUUUCGAGGAGGACGAGGGCUACCCUCUAAGGCAGCGGACUGCCCCACGUCUGGCACUUUUUGGGGACCAACCCGACCUUACCCCGCUCAUUGACACCAACUUCGCCUCCCAGCCACCCUCCCACCUCCUCCUCACCCCGCCCAGGGAUGCCUUUGACUUUGGGGGCCUAGUGGAGGGGGCCUAUCAGAAUCAUGAGCCUCCCUCGCCGAGUGUUACUUCACCCUAUCCCACCCCCUCCCCCCCGUCAGGACCCCCUCCACAGAGGAGGCGCAGCCUGGGGGACAUCCUGCCACCUGGUCCCCAGGAGAGGCGUUUUGUGGGUCAGGGAACCCCGGACUGGGAGAGCGCUGUGUGGGCCAUGGAGCUCCAGGGGAAUCUUAUAGCUGCCGGUAGGAGCAGUGGAAAACUGGAGCUGUGGGAUGCUGUGGAGGGCUCAUUACGCUGCAGUAAUGAAGACGGCAUCUCCGGGAUCACAGCCCUGGCGUUCCUCAACAACAGGAUUGUUGCGGCCAGACUCAACGGCUCUCUAGACUUCUUCACUGUCGAUAUCAACAAGCCUCUGGGCAUAUUGCAGUACAGAGGUCCCACCGGGCGAAGUAACAUGCCGCCCUCGCCGUGCUACAGCAGUGAGGAUGUGAUCUCGUGCCAGCUGACGCGGUCGGUGCAGUGUGCCCACCAGAAGCCCAUCACAGUGCUGCGUGCCGCUGCGGGCCGUGUUGUUACCGGCAGCCAGGACCACACCGUCAGGGUGUAUCGUCUGGAGGACUCGUGCUGUCUCUUCACCCUUCAAGGCCACUCUGGGGGAAUCACUGCCAUCUACAUUGACCAGACCAUGGUUCUGGCCAGUGGGGGGCAGGAUGGAGCCAUUUGUCUGUGGGACGUGCUCACAGGCAACCGAGUGAGUCAUGUGUAUGGUCACCGCGGCGACGUCACCUCGCUGGUUUGCACCACGUCGUGCGUGAUAAGCAGCGGCCUGGACGACCUCAUCUGCAUUUGGGACCGCAGCACAGGCAUCAAGAUCUACUGCAUACAGCAGGAGGUGGGCUGUGGGGCCAGUCUGGGUGUGAUUUCUGAGUCUCUGCUGGUGACCGGAGGACAGGGCUGUGUCUCCUUCUGGGACUUGAACUUUGGGGACCUCCUCCAGACAGUCUACCUGGGCCAGAGCAGCGAUGGCCAAGGAGUCCGCCAGCUCCUGGUGCUGGACAACGCUGCUAUCGUCUGUGACUUUGGCUCUGAGCUCAGCCUGGUCCAUGUGCCCUCAGUGCUGGAGAAGCUGGACUGAGCCGGAGCAGACACAGGAAAGAUGGCACACUGCUGCCUGGUAGACUGUGGAUGAUUAGCCCCUUUUUGCUACACUAUAUACUGCAGUUGGACAAUCGUUUUGAAGUGACUGGGUUAUUUAGAUUGUUAGCACCUCCCCUGAUUGGGUGAGAAUUUCUAUAGCAAUAAAAAAGAAGCUAAUGUCUGGUUGGAGAGAGGCUGACGGAUGUGGGCAACCUGUCUGUAUCCAAGCAUUUGAUGGUGUUGGGUACACGUCCCAAGAGUUUUCUAGCUGACGAUCAGACACCUGGUUCUGUUUUUGUUUUUUGGACAACUUUUCUGUCCAUGCCCUCUAUGCUGCUGCAUUGGCUGAGUUCUUUGAUACCCCGCCCACCCCACCACACCAGCCAAUCAUUGGAGAGCAGCUGUGGCAGGCUCGUGCCAUCAGGUGUAAGAGCCAGCCGCAUCAGUUAUGUGUCUGUCCUGGGAAAGAAACAGUCCCUUUUUAUAGUGAAACACUGCUUACAAAAAUGUGUUAAGAGAGAAUUGGAUACAAUUACUGUAAUACCAAACGCCUCCAUAGGGUGUGGUUUUCAUGUUUGAAUCUAUUAUUUAUUAGUGAUGUUUUUAAUAACAAUUGGCUCUUACAUAAUACUGUGGAGAUGAUGUCAUAAAUGUGUGUUUUUAUUUUUAUCAAUGAUUAUAAUAUUUUUAAUAUGACUAUUUUGGAAGUGACUUUCUUGGGGUGGGGUGACGAGACAUUCCUUUCUCAGCUUCAAGCUCUGAUUUUAGGGCACUUGCUGCAAAAGCACCCCUUUGGUCCAUAUGAGCCUCUUUAGUAACAAGAGGCUUCCUCUACAUUCAAUACUUUCUCCUUUCAUUUUGGAUUUGUAUUGGCUAGCUGCAUUGGCACACAUUGCUAGUUUACAAUGGCUUCCCUGUUCCUAUGUUUAACUGUGCACAGUGGUACAUUGUGAACUUUGAUGUUAAGCUACCAUUGUAAAUCCUGCCCUAGGUCUUGCAAUACGACGAGGGAUUUUGGAUUGUACCUACUGUCUACUAAUUACCCUGUCUACUAAGGACCUUUCCUCAAGCUCAAAUUAUCUAAUUGAAUGUAGCGCAACACUGCAGACACAGACAAUGUGGUUGUAUUGACCUCGGUCUACUUUGUUACUUAUGCUCACACUCAAGUGCACUAGCUGAAUGUAAUGUAGAGCUGUAAUGCUUCAUCUGGAAAAGCAAGUCAAGAUUUCACAUACAGAUGUACUACAGACAUUUAACACUAACUUGUGCACUAAUGCUUAACUGCACUUGCUCAGUACAAAGACAUUCAGAUGUCCAUUCAUACUGAAAAUCACCAUGAAAAUGUAGAAAUGCUCACAUCAGACGUGUGAAUGCAGGGCUGGACAGCUCGUCCUCAAGGGUAACAGUGUAGUGGGUUAUCAGUGACCUUAAUUGAAGAGAAACGAAAAGACACACUGCUUCCCUUACGGAUGUCAUUUGUUCAUCUGUGCACUAUUGUGUAACAGUUCUAAUUUAUUUAGCUUUGUUUUUAUGUAAAUAAUAGGUUCAAAAAGCUUUAGAGGAUGUGUAGAGAUUAACCUUUUUUAGAUUUUGGGGGUAGCAAAUCUUUUGAAUUCAGAUCUUGUAAGGAAUAUUGUGUAGGAUAUCAGAAGUGGAAUAUUCCACAAUGUACCAAUCAAGCUGCAUAGUACUGCCACCAAUAUGGUUGUUUUCCAAGUCCUUCCAUAUAAUUUAAACAGAUGUGGCCUAUGAAUUAAAUGCCAGUACUCAGCUGGCGUGAGCGCUAUGCCUCAUGAAGUGGAAGGUUUCUGGAAAUGAACUGGAGAUUUUCUUUUUUUACAGAAAUCCAGUCCCAAGGAGGUUGAAUGGAUGUGUUUAAUAGAAUUUGAACAUGCCCAUGUCCCCUUGAUUUGUUUUUUUAUUCUGGUCCUACCAAAUGGUUGAAUGGGGUGGUAAAGGGUAGGGACAAAUGGUUGUGAAAUAUUGUUUUUCUGAAAGUAUAAGGCUAGUGCCCCCUUCAGAAGAUAAACAUUGUCAACAGUUGCAGAUGGAACCAUUGUUCUACAUGGUGUUCUACUAAUGGCAAUUCUGAAUGGUUCUAUUGGAACAUACUGACACCUCUAAGGUUGGCUACAGCACGCACGAGGUGUUGUGGGAGUAGCUAAAAAUGUUCAGAACUAUUUUACUAUUUCUAACACCGGAGCAAAACUUUAUACUAAUUUCCAAAUAAAGAGGCUUUAACACCUUG